Triticum turgidum subsp. durum (durum wheat) is the source of this 780-nucleotide messenger RNA. The record is from the annotation of a GenBank genome assembly. NCBI's taxonomy places the organism in Eukaryota, Viridiplantae, Streptophyta, Magnoliopsida, Poales, Poaceae.
AUGGGUGAAAAGGCGUCAGAAUCAUUGCGCCAGGGCCGGGAGGAGGCUCCAAGGAAGCAGCAACACGCUGCGGCUUGCGGUCCUCUGGCUGUCGCAGGACCGGCCAUCGCAAAUGAGGGCCGAGGCGACGCUCCGCGGAGUAAGAUCCUUAUCACAGAGAUGGAUGAGUUCGUGUUGGGCUUACAACUGAAUGCAGAAACAUGCAAGCGAGAAGCGCGUGACGUGUUUGCGGACGAAGAUGACGGUGCGGCGUCUUCAGGCACUCUGUCAAAAGAUGACAAAAGCGGGUCGGCGGCAAGGAAAAUGACAGCUGGAAUUGAAGACCAAGUAAAGGAUGGAGAAGAUGCAGCAGUCAAACCGGACGAGGUUCUGCAUGAAGCUGAAAUUGGCAAAGGUUUGGCUGGUGCUCUGAGGCUUCUUAAGGACAGAGGGACACUUGAUGAGGGUGGUGAAAAAAUCAGUGACAAGAAGAAAAGCAAGCCUGUUGGUAUCAAGGAUGGACCAAAAGAAAUUAACAUAGAGAGAACUGAUGAGUUUGGUCGAGUGAUGACUAUGAAGGAGGCAUUUCGGGAGCUUUCACGCAAAUUCCAUGGCAAGGGCCCUGGCAAGACGAAGCAGGAGAAACGGCAGAGGAAGUACCAGGAUGAGUUGAAAACCAAGCGGAUGAAAUCUUCCGACACGCCUUUAAUGUCCGCGGAGAAGAUGAGGGAGGCCCAAGCGCGCAACAAGACACCAUACCUUGUUUUAAGCGGCAAUGCAAGAUCAAGGCAUGCUGGCUAG